Molecule: messenger RNA, 488 nt
Organism: Phalaenopsis equestris
Lineage: Eukaryota; Viridiplantae; Streptophyta; Magnoliopsida; Asparagales; Orchidaceae
Biological process (GO): protein ubiquitination
Cellular component (GO): membrane
Molecular function (GO): zinc ion binding; ubiquitin-protein transferase activity
Source: RefSeq, a predicted model, not a curated record
UCCCCCACUUCGGUCUGCCAUUACCGCUCUUCAGAAGAAGGGUUCGGGAGAGAGAGAGGGAAGUAGAUGGAGAGAGGGGUUGUGGGCGAGUUUAUGGUGUGCGUUGACAGGAUCAUAGCGUCCGCCUGCUUCGACGCUGGAAACGGGCCGGCGGCUAGAGUUGAUGGCGGUUACAGUGCUCCGGCGGGGGCUGAGGAGGAGGGUGAGUGCUCGGACAGCUGGAAGGGAGAGGUGAAGUUUGGUAAGAAGAAGGGAGGAGGGAGGGAGAUGGUUGAGUGCAGAAUUUGCCAGGAGGAAGGGUUUGAGAGCGACAUGGAGAGCCCUUGUGCUUGCUGUGGAACCCUUAAGUUUGCCCACAGGAAGUGUAUACAGAAGUGGUGCAAUAAGAAAGGGGAUAUUACAUGCGAAAUAUGCAACCAGAUGUAUGCACCAAAUUACUCUGCACCACCUUCCCAGACAAAUUCUGAUGUACUAGCAAUUGAUAUCAG